Drosophila melanogaster (fruit fly) is the source of this 772-nucleotide messenger RNA. RefSeq lists its product as uncharacterized. The record is from RefSeq and is marked reviewed. Bases 378 to 641 code for a protein of 87 amino acids. Lineage: Eukaryota; Metazoa; Arthropoda; Insecta; Diptera; Drosophilidae. The transcript is spliced from 3 exons.
AUCAGGACAUGUUGAAAAUAAAUCAAGACUCAUAGGGAGCAUUCAAAUGAAGUUUCAGUUAUGCCAGGCAUAUAAAAAAGGCCAAAGUCCCAUUUUGAACUGUUAUUGGAUACCACGUAUAAAAAUCAAGGAACAGCAGCUGUGUGAGUCAGUGGCCGUGGAGACGUGUGUUGGGCUACUUGGGGUCGUCUGGACAAACAUUACCCAUCGUCGGACACCACCGGACAUGACCAAAUGAAAAUGUGUAAGGCUGCCCCUGGCGAAGUCGUCGUCGUCGCCUCCGCCGCACAAUUAUUACUUCAACUUUUCAUUUGGGUCUCUCCACUCUGCGGGUUUUACUGGAGUCUGGAGGUGCUGCAGGAAACCAGGAUGGCCGGAUGGAAGGAUACUCCUGGCCACGGCUUGUAAUUUCGCUUCCUGCGUCUCAUUUUUCAUAUUUCAGCGCUUUGAGUGCCAUUUGGCAAACUGCAAAACUGGAAACGGCAAAAGGGCAAAAGGCGACUGGCCAACAAGGGAGAAGGACUGGAAUGGGUGAGUGUGGGACAUGUUCUUGUGCCAACAGACAAACCUCAAAGUGGAAUCUGGAAGGGCGCUGCCAUCCAAAGAUUUCGACCACCAUAACCAGGGUCACUUCUCUGUAGGAAGGUAUUUGUCAAUCGAAUCACUUUUUGCUAAGGUAUUUGAUACUCCCGUUCUUAAUAGUUUGUUAUUUGAGUUGGAAUACUUCACAUUCCGUUUUUCACAUCAUUUUUAAAUACUUGGGUAUGGUUAU